Molecule: messenger RNA, 861 nt
Organism: Symbiodinium sp. CCMP2456
Lineage: Eukaryota; Dinophyceae; Suessiales; Symbiodiniaceae
Source: the annotation of a GenBank genome assembly
AUGGAGGACAAAGAGGCCUUCCUCGGAUUCUUGGAUGCUUCCCUGCAAGUCCUACGGAAGCAUCUGGCCUCUGCGUACGAUGCGAAGCUCGCGAAGUUCGAUGCUUCCAGCAAGCUCCUGAGCCUGGAGGGCGAUCUGAAUCUCCUGGCUCAGAGGCAGCGCAGCGACUCGAAGAACUCGGCUUCGCUCCCGGCCUCCCCGAGAAGUGUGUCCUCGGCCCCGAGCAGCGUGAGGUUUGGGGAGGAGACCCACAUUGAGAUCGAGCAUCAAAGCCAUCAGAGGCCUAGUGGCUCCAUUUUCCCCGAGGUGAAUUUGGGGGAUUUGGAUGAUUUAGACGGGGAGGAGGAUGGCGGCGUGAGCCACGGAGACUCCUCGGCACUGCUGCAAUCGGACUUGCAGGACAUGACUGAAUCGGAGCGGCGGAUGAUCAGGCAUCGUCUUCGUGUACGAUUGGGCGUCGUGAGCCGGAAUAAGCUCGUUUCUGGCAAGUCUCUACACGACUCGCUGUCAGCCCUGGGGCUGACGCGAUACACGGAACAGGAGAUCAACGAUCUAGUCAACCACCUGGCGACCUUCGUGAGCCUGAACUUCGAGGAAGAGGAGGACGCGACCAACCGGCGCAAAGCCUGCGCCUACAAUGACAACACCUGGAGUGCGAACACCAUGAACACCAUCGGGAGCACCUUCGACCGCUUCGACAUCUUUGGGCUCCGGGGCUUCGACCCCGAGGCAGCCAAGCCUAUCUGGCAGUGGCCCAGUGGAUCCCCGGCGAGCUUCUGGGCUCAGGCUUUAUAUAAUAAGGAAGCUUUGGGGUUUAUUAACUAUAGAUAUAGAUUCUAUAGAUCCGCUUUAAAUUUAUAA